Molecule: messenger RNA, 273 nt
Organism: Adineta ricciae
Lineage: Eukaryota; Metazoa; Rotifera; Eurotatoria; Adinetida; Adinetidae
Source: the annotation of a GenBank genome assembly
AUGAUUGUAAAGAUUUUCGGAACAGAUGUAAACACAUAUCUGACUCAUGCUCAAAUUCAGCAAUUCACUCACCAAUCUCACUUUCACUACCACCUCAUUUCAUACAUCAUAUCCUCCAUCCUCAUCCUUACAUACGCAUACGCAAUACGAGCACGUCUGAGAUCCAAUUCGAUACUCUUUUGGAAACUAUAUUAUAUCAUGACGGUUUUAAACUCAAUUAGUCAAUGCUCACCAGCCAUGAAAAUUAUAUCACCAUACUACGAAGUCUUUUGA